CAGCAUAUAUAGAACUCUUCUUAAUUCACAUCAAGACACAAAAACAAAACGCAACAACGUUAUGAUGCAUCUAAAACUAACUCUUGAUGUAACAAGAAAAUCAUACCAAGCUUUUUCUUCUUCAGCAAUAUUUAUUAAACGAGAAUUCGCCUCUCGUAGCCACACCGCAGACCCUGAUAUUCAUUCAGGACAGCAGAAACCCGGUUACACUAACUACAGAAACUCACCCCAAGGUACAAGUAGAGGUGAUAGUGACACAAAUACAAAGUUUGCUGAAACAGAAAAAGAAGAAGGAAUUUUCGAGUCACCAAAAUCUCCAUAUCAAUCUUCCCCAAAACUAAGGAGCACAGGGGUGAAUGAACGAUUGGAUCCAAACAUUCAACAAAAGAGGAAACAAGGGACAAAAGCUGCUUUAGAAGAUUUGAGUUGUGCAGGUUUAGACGGAACUCCAUGGCCUGAAGAAGAAAACGACAGGACCAAAGACGAACAGAAUGAAGAUAACAAAGAAUACUACAAGCAUCACAAAGCGUCUCCAAUAUCGGAGUUUGAGUUUGCAGAUACAAGAAAGCCUGCGGAACGUGUCAUGCACGGGACUGUGGAUGCUAAACAAAAUGGAGAUGUGAUUGGUUGGUUGCCGGAACAGCUUGAAACUGCGGAGGAGACUUUGUUGAGGGCGGCUGAGAUGUGGCGGCAGAGGGCUAUGCGUGGUGACCCUGAUGCACCUCAUUCAAGGGUUCUUAGAACUCUUCGUGGUGAAGACUUUUGAAAUUUAUGAUAUAAAUGAAUGUUAUGUAAUAAUGUAUAUGCGUGGUUUCAAUCAAUAUAUAUUAUAAUAAUAGUA
Messenger RNA from Medicago truncatula (barrel medic), 841 nucleotides. RefSeq lists its product as uncharacterized. The record is from RefSeq and is a predicted model, not a curated record. The coding region runs from base 62 to 766 and encodes 234 amino acids. NCBI's taxonomy places the organism in Eukaryota, Viridiplantae, Streptophyta, Magnoliopsida, Fabales, Fabaceae. The transcript has 2 exons.